Molecule: messenger RNA, 813 nt
Organism: Rangifer tarandus platyrhynchus (Svalbard reindeer)
Lineage: Eukaryota; Metazoa; Chordata; Mammalia; Artiodactyla; Cervidae
Source: the annotation of a GenBank genome assembly
AUGGUCACAACCAUGAAUACCUCAGAUGAAAUAGAGCAGAUGUUCCAGCCCUACAACUUCGAACUGUGCCGGGACAUGAGGCCCUAUUUGGAGGAGUACUGGGCAACCUCAUUCGCCAUAGCUCUGAUCUACCUGCUGGUCAUAUUCGUGGGGCAAAACUACAUGAAGGCACGGAAGGGCUUCAACCUGCAGGGACCUCUCAUCCUUUGGUCCUUCUGCCUUGCAGUCUUCAGUAUCCUCGGGACACUGAGGAUGUGGGGCUACAUGGGGACCCUGAUGCUUAAGGGGAGCCCAAAGCAAACUGUAUGCUUCUCCUCCUUCACCAACAGUCCCAUAAUCCAAUUCUGGUCCUUCCUGUUUGUUCUCAGCAAGGUCGUUGAACUUGGAGACACAGCCUUCAUCAUCCUGCGGAAGCGGCCGCUCAUCUUUGUGCACUGGUACCACCACAGCACGGUGCUGGUGUACUCCAGCUUCGGAUACAAGGACAGGGUGGCUGCAGGCGGCUGGUUCAUGACCAUGAACUUUGGUGUACAUGCCAUCAUGUACACCUACUACACUAUGAAGGCUGCCAAAGUGAAGUGCCCCAGGUGGUUUCCCAUGCUCGUCACCAGCCUGCAGAUCCUGCAGAUGUUUAUAGGAGCCAUUGUCGGUAUUCUGGCUUACAUCUGGAGACAGGAAAAGGGAUGUCAUACCACAAGAGAACACCUCUUCUGGUCCUUCAUCUUGUAUGCAACCUAUUUCGUCCUCUUUGCCAAGUUCUUCCACCAAAACUACAUUAUGCCCAAGAUCAAAGCCAAGACCAAGAGCCAGUGA